CAGGGAUGUGAAUAUGUGAUGAUAUGUGUGGAUGAGGGAAAUUUAACAAUAACCUUGUGCACCCAAUUCUUGAUUUCAAGAUUAAUUCAAAUUGUUUGUUGCAUGAUGGGAACUGUUCAAAUGUAUCAGUACAUGUCCAGCAUGAUGACAUCUAACCUCUUAUAGAAGGUGUAUGUCAUUUUCUAACCGACAAUGGACCUCCUCCACAUAAAAAUACAGAGGUUCUCAUAUUUGAGUCAUUUUGUUGGCAUAUAUGAGGACACCGCCAUCCUUCUGUUAAACUUGACGUGAUGUCACCAACAGAUUUAAAACCCAUCUUCUGAUCUCCAAGCAUGGGAUUACUGUGGAUCAAACAAGAGUCACAGGGAGACAGAUGUUGGAUGAUACAAAGAGCUCUGUGGGUCGAGACGUCGCCGCUGAGGGAUGAUGGUGAUGAUGAUGAUGAUGAAGGAGGAGGGAGAUGGUACAGUGGAGACGAGGGCGGGGCUUUUCUCCUCCAAGAUGAAGCCAACUACCACCAAACAGCAGCCGGCGCAUGUCCUGUAGACUCUCCAGACAAAACAUGAGCUUGCACACAGAGAGGAAGGAGGGAGGAGAGACGAUGGUGAUCAGGGGAGCUGCUCCUGCCUCUUGAUCCCAUCUCACUUUCAUCUCUGCAGCCUCUCGAUCCUCCUCCUCCUGUAAGGCUCGGCAGCCUUUUUUGUUGUUCUACAAACAUUUAAUUAUUCCUGCGCUCCACUGAGCGGUCUGUAGCUGCAAGCUUACUGUGGAUCCAUCACCAUCUGUAGCCAUGUCAGACUCCGAGGAGAUGACGGAGUUCGCCAGCAUCGUGGAGCGGAUCGAGCGGGGAGAGGUCCCUAUCAAGAACAUCGAGCGGGAGCUGAUCUGCCCCAUCUGCAAGGAGCUCUUCACCCACCCGCUCAUCCUGCCCUGCCAGCACAGCGUCUGCCACAAGUGCGUCAAAGAGCUGCUGAUGCUGAACCAUGAUGACUCGUUUGAUGCUGGUUCUGAGAGCUCGGUGUCAGGCAGCCCGAGGUCCCGGGUGCCUUCCCCCUCCAUGGAGAGGCUGGACAGGCUUGUCAGAUCAGGUCCCCGGAAACGAAGCGGAAAUACAGGCUCACAAACUGAGAUAAAUCCAGCACUCCUCUCUUCCCCUGUCCCUCAAAAACGUUCAAUCUCGUCCCCAGGCUGGCGCCGAGGGUCUGUGACUCCCCGGGUGACCACCAUCCCGUGCCCGGGCUGCCAGCACGACAUCGACCUGGGUGAGCGUGGGAUCAGCAUGUUGUUCCGCAACUUUACCCUGGAGAACAUCGUUGAGCGCUAUAGACAGGCCGCACGUGCGGCCGUUGCAAUCAUGUGCAACAUCUGUAAACCUCCAAAUCAGCAGGAGGCGACUAAGAGCUGCAUGGACUGCAAGGCUAGCUACUGCAACGAGUGUUUCAAAUUGCACCAUCCCUGGGGAACACCCAAAGCCCAGCAUGAGUACGUUGGUCCCACCAUGAACUUUAGGCCAAAGGUACUCAUGUGUCCAGAGCAUGAGAUGGAGAAGGUGAACAUGUACUGUGAAGUCUGCAGACGGCCGGUGUGUCACUUGUGUAAACUGGGAGGGUCCCACGCCAACCACAAAGUCACUUCGAUGAGUAGUGCUUACAAGAUUCUCAAGGAGAAGCUAGCUAAGAGUAUCCAUUACCUCAUCAGUAAAGAAGACCAGGUCAGGACUCAGAUUACUGAGCUGGACCGGCUCAUUAAUCAGACCGAGGAAAAUGGACAGCUUGCAGAGCGUCAAGCCAACGAGCAUUUUGAGCGUCUGUUUGAAACCCUUCAAGAAAGAAAAACCGAGAUGCUGACAUCCAUUGAACAGUCCCGCAACAGACGCAUAGACCAACUGAAAGGCCAGGUGGAGGAGUACCGUGGUAUGUUGGAGAACAGUGGUCUGGUUGGUUACGCCCAGGAGGUGCUGAAAGAGACUGAUCAGUCCUGCUUUGUCCAGACUGCAAAGCAGUUGCAUGUCAGGAUUCAAAAAGCCACAGAAUCACUGAAGACCUUCCACCCGUCAGCUGACCCUUGCUUUGAUGAGUUUGUGCUGGACACGUCCAAAGAGGAAACUCUACUGAAAGAGAUGUGCUUUGGUGGAGUCCCAGAUCCCCCUCUGAUUGACUUGUCCCACAGCAAAGUAUAUAAUGAGGCAUCAAUCUGCUGGAGGCUGCCUGAUGACCAUCUACCAACAGAUCACCAUAUUCUUGAGUACCGCAAGCUUGGGGGACCAAGCCAGUCCCCAUCCCUCGAGGGCAGUGAGGACAGUGGAGUCUGGAGGGCUACAGACAAGGUGUAUGGAUCUAGUGCUGGGGUACACGACCUAGAACCUGACAGUCUGUACGCCUUCAGAGUUCGAAGCUGCAGGAACUCCAUGUUUAGCCCUUACAGCCCAGAGGUCUCCUUUCACACUCCACCUGCUCCUAUUUUUAGCUUCCUGUUCAAUGACAAGUGUGGUUUCAGUCCUGAGCGCCUUAAUCUGAACAGUCGUCUGGACACUGUGGAGAGCGUAGCGGGAAUGGCUUUCCUCCUCGCAGCAGAGCGAGUGCAAACGGGCAGCUACAUUGGUCUGGAUUACAUCAUUGGGGACACAGGCAUCUCUCAGGGGAGACACUACUGGGCCUUUAAGGUGGAACCGUACUCUUACAUGGUUAAAGUAGGCGUGGCUUCUGAUACCAAGCUGAUUGAAUGGUUCCACAAUCCAAGAGACACCAGCAGCCCAAGGUAUGACCAUGACAGCGGACAUGACAGUGGCAGCGAGGAUGCAUGCUAUGAGCUCUCCCAGCCUUUCACCCUCAUCACUUUGGGCAUGGGUAAACUCAUCAUCCCCAAGGCCUCUUCUUCCUCCUCUGUUUCCAAUGCAAACGUAUCGUCCGGCGACCUAGGCAAUCGCGUACUUCCCAUGCCGCAACACUUAGGCAUAUGCUUGGACUAUGAUGCACAUCGGGUGUAUUUUUACGAUGCCAACACCAUGAGGUGCCUUUUCGAGAGGCAGGUUGACUGUUCGGGAACAAUGUUUCCAGCCUUUGGUCUCAUGGGCAGUGGGAAGGUCCAGCUGGAGGAGUUCAUCAGUGCUAAGAAACUGACCUUCUGAGGAAGAUUGGAAGGAUGGAUGGAGGAUGUUGACACAUUAGUAAUUGAAUCUAUCAAAUCUCUUUUUGGCCUUUUCUGUGAAGAGCUUGGAGGCUCAAUGGGACUUUUUUUUCCCCCCUGCUCUGAAUGAGAGAACUGGCUUAACUAAUGUGUCCACAUGCAGAGGUCUUUGGAGAUUCAUAUGAAAGGUCAUCUUUGCAAACCAAAGUCUCUGUAUCUGUAAAUUGUAAAUUACCUACUUUUAUUUACCAGCUGGGAUCAGCUGUUAUUAAACUGGCUACAGAAUCAUUAGCCACUUUAAAUCUUGGUUUUAACAUGUACCAUACACUGGGACACUGCUUUAAUAUUCUAGAUCAUUUCUUGUUUUUUAGUUUGUUUUUUUAUAUAGUGUGUGUGUUCUGUGUGUGAAGGUAGCAGCACAGGUUUAGGUGUAUUAUUGGAGGAUCUGAGGGACGGUUGUUGCUAGUUUUGAAGCUAGGACCUUUGUGCCUUUUUUACCCCUUAUAUCAUUUGCAGAGUUACAUUGACUUUAUCUACCAGUUUGCUCUAGUUUAUCCCAAAAACACUACUUUUACUAGUUUUCAAUGUCACAUUUGGCUGUUUUGCACAAUGAGUAAACGAAUGCACAUAAUCACUGCUGCAUCACAGCUUAACUGCUUUUUUUCCCCCAUUAUCUUUAAAUCUUAGCUCAGCAGUAAAAAUAAGGACGUCUUGCAUUCAGUUUCUACACUUUGUUUUAAUGAAUAAUGUUUUAAUGAAUAAUGUGUCACUUUUUAUUUAUAUCACAGAACACUAACUUAGCAUCAGCGUUAUCCAGUUACCAAAAUCUACUGCUGUCCAACUGUGAUAUUAACAGCCUAAACUCUCCAACUCUGGUGCUGAUUUAAGUGCAACACGCACAGCUAUGUCACCUCACAGCCUUUUAACAGUUUAAAGGAAGAAUUUUAUUCAGGUUAAUCUAAAAAUGGUACCUUAACUCUGGUGCACAGCCAUUAGGUGUAGCAUGUUAACCUCUUUUCUGUUCAAGGUUGGCUUUCAUGGAGUAGACGAGUAUGAUGUUGAAUUUUGGGAGCACAGUAGAUGGAUUGAACUGUUUGCACGACACUUUUUUGUUUUUUGUUAAAUAUUGUUUGUGCCUGCACAUGGGUUGGUUUGUACAUCUGUGUAUAAAUAUAUAUAUAGUGAUUUCUGGAGGGUUAGGGUAACCGGUUUUUGUGUGUUUUCUCAGGUUUUUAGCCCAGAUUAGGGCCUGAUGCUACCUACCUCUGUCACUCUGCCCUGGAAAACCUUAACUGCUGUCCCUUUCCUGACAGAAACCGCUGGGGUUGAUUUACAGCUCUUUGUUUUCUUUUAGUAGUUGAGUAUCUAAAUCAUUUUGUUUAGAGAAGACAUUAAGCUGACAUUUUUUGAUUUCUAUCUUUUUUUAACUGCAUACAUACUGAUCCAGACUAUUUUUAUUGAAAUAAAGUAAAUCCUAAAUGUUUGUUGUUGGGUGUUACUGUAUGGACAUGGUGGCCUGUUCAGCUGCCUUUGUCAAGGGAAUUUUUCCAAUGGAACAAACUUCAUUUCUUCCUGUUCAUGGUGUUCUUUGGAAUUCAUUGGUUUUGGUGUAACAAAUAUUAAUAAAUUUUGUUUUUAAUUGUUAACGGAUAUAAUCUCAAUUUCAAAGUGGAUUGUUUGGUUACUGUGACAGUAUGCAUAUUUUAUCCCAUGUGUUUGCAUCUGUUUUACUCCAGUCCUCACAGACCUGAAAUCAUAUGAAAAUCGUACACUCUUUUAAAAAAAAAAAAAAAAAAAUCUAUGCAUUUACCAAUUGGCAGUAAGGGUUCAGUUUUAUUCAUUCACAGAAUGUACUGAUUACAGAACAAAUAACUGAAUGUUUUAUAUGCAAAUUGGUUAUCACACUUUAAAUAAUAACGCACCCUAUAUAUUGCAUUUAAGUCUUGAUUUGGUACUAAAAUGCACCAAUUGGCUCCAUGAUUAAUUACAAGUUUGCACUUUAGUGAUCUGUAGCAUGUUAGGAAAAGUUCUGCCCUGCAGUCGUUUUAAUACUAGUGUUUGUGUGUGCAAUACUAUCAAAUGGGCUGUGAGACUGAAGAGUGGAUACCUGAGCCUUUAGUCACUAUUUGCACUGUUUAAAGGGUGUUUAGUGGUUGUAAAUGGGUUUCUCUUAGAGGAAAGUAAAUUCUAAAUGCUUCGUGACCAAUCUGUCAUCUGAAUUCUAGUCAUGUGUUUUCCUCUGAGGAUUGGAUGUGGUGGUGGUACAUUUUUGUACAUAGUACGUAAAGAUAUGAAAAGGGUAUAUAUAUAUUUUUUUCUUUUGCUGUGUAGGGGCUUCAGUGAAUAAAACGAUUCAAAUGAAA
Girardinichthys multiradiatus is the source of this 5489-nucleotide messenger RNA. RefSeq names its product tripartite motif containing 36 (gene trim36). The transcript has 14 exons. Lineage: Eukaryota; Metazoa; Chordata; Actinopteri; Cyprinodontiformes; Goodeidae. Gene Ontology annotation, molecular function: protein binding; zinc ion binding. The coding region runs from base 791 to 3127 and encodes 778 amino acids. The record is from RefSeq and is a predicted model, not a curated record.